CUAGCCGGCGGCAUCCAUCUUGUUUAAUUUGUGAGUUCGUUUUCGAAGCGUCCUAACUUGCUUAGUGAACGAUCAACAAUUUUGUCUUUAUAAAUUGUUAAACAGUGUUUGGUUUGCUAAAAAUCUAGUUCAAAAUGCGUGAAUGUAUCUCAAUCCAUGUUGGCCAAGCUGGUGUCCAAAUUGGAAACGCCUGUUGGGAGUUGUACUGUUUGGAACAUGGCAUUCAGCCUGAUGGCCAAAUGCCAUCUGACAAAACUAUUGGAGGCGGUGAUGACUCUUUCAACACCUUUUUCAGUGAGACAGGGGCAGGCAAGCAUGUGCCACGAGCUGUCUUUGUUGAUUUGGAACCAACUGUUGUAGAUGAGGUCCGCACUGGAACAUACCGUCAAUUAUUCCACCCAGAACAACUGAUUACUGGCAAGGAAGAUGCUGCCAACAAUUAUGCACGUGGUCACUACACAAUUGGCAAAGAAAUCGUUGAUGUUGUAUUGGACAGAAUUCGUAAAUUGGCUGAUCAAUGCACUGGUCUGCAAGGUUUUCUCAUUUUCCACUCCUUUGGAGGGGGCACCGGUUCAGGAUUCACCUCCCUGCUCAUGGAACGUCUGUCUGUUGACUAUGGAAAAAAAUCAAAAUUGGAAUUUGCUAUUUAUCCUGCACCUCAAGUUUCCACUGCUGUUGUUGAGCCAUACAACUCUAUUUUAACAACCCAUACCACUUUGGAACAUUCUGACUGUGCUUUCAUGGUAGACAAUGAGGCUAUCUAUGACAUUUGCAGAAGAAAUUUGGAUAUUGAACGCCCAACAUACACUAAUUUAAAUAGAUUAAUUGGUCAAAUUGUAUCUUCCAUCACUGCAUCCUUACGUUUUGAUGGCGCCUUGAAUGUCGAUUUAACUGAAUUCCAAACUAACUUGGUACCAUACCCACGUAUUCACUUCCCAUUGGUAACUUAUGCUCCAGUCAUAUCUGCUGAAAAGGCUUACCAUGAGCAACUCUCUGUUUCUGAGAUUACAAAUGCUUGUUUUGAACCAGCCAAUCAGAUGGUGAAAUGUGAUCCUCGUCAUGGAAAAUAUAUGGCUUGCUGUAUGUUGUACCGUGGUGAUGUCGUUCCUAAAGAUGUCAAUGCUGCCAUUGCUACUAUCAAGACCAAGCGCACCAUUCAAUUUGUGGAUUGGUGUCCAACUGGUUUCAAAGUUGGUAUCAAUUAUCAACCCCCCACAGUUGUGCCAGGAGGUGAUUUGGCUAAAGUACAGCGUGCAGUUUGCAUGUUGUCCAACACCACUGCUAUUGCAGAGGCUUGGGCUCGUUUGGAUCAUAAAUUUGACUUGAUGUAUGCUAAGCGUGCAUUUGUUCAUUGGUAUGUAGGAGAAGGUAUGGAAGAAGGUGAAUUCUCUGAGGCUCGUGAAGAUUUAGCUGCUUUAGAGAAAGAUUAUGAAGAGGUUGGCAUGGAUUCUGGUGAUGGUGAAGAAGAAGAUGGUGCUGAGGAAUAUUAGACAACUUCAAAACAUGCUUAUAAAAUUUUUGAAUGAAAAUUUUAUUUGCUUGGCAGGUCACUUAAAAUAAAAUUACUUUGCAG
Molecule: messenger RNA, 1573 nt
Organism: Ctenocephalides felis (cat flea)
Lineage: Eukaryota; Metazoa; Arthropoda; Insecta; Siphonaptera; Pulicidae
Product: tubulin alpha-1 chain-like
Exons: 3
Coding region: 135-1490 (451 amino acids)
Biological process (GO): mitotic cell cycle; microtubule cytoskeleton organization
Cellular component (GO): cytoplasm; microtubule
Molecular function (GO): structural constituent of cytoskeleton; GTP binding
Source: RefSeq, a predicted model, not a curated record